AUGUACCAACAACCAAAUCAUUCAUAUAGUUCUACUGAUUCCUUUAAAAGAGUAUCUUCCAAUAAUCCAUUCAGACAAUCAUUGGAACUGCCAACGAAAGUUUCAACUACUAUUCGUCAACAAUAUACUUCCAAUUCCAAUCAUUCCAAUGGCUCUGGAUCUCAUUCUAAAGCCCAUAGACAUAAUACUCCUCCUAACUUUGAUGAUUGGGUUCUAAAGAAUAAGCAAUUACUUGACUUAUCCGAUGAAGAUGAUGAUGACGAUGACAAUUAUGGUCUUUCUGUCAAUCAUAGGGGUGAUAACUACAAUUAUAGAAAACCCAUUCCUCCUAAGCCAGUGAGAACUGGUAGUGAUAGUAGUAUUAACUACGGAAAGAAAUCUAAUAAUCCAUUUGCUGGAGCUUAUAGUGAAGAUGAACCAUCUUCUAAUAAUCGUGAAAAUACAGUAAGACGUCAUCCUACUCAGCCUAAUUCUCAAUCAAAAUCUCAAUCAAAGUCUCAAUCUCAAUCUCAUCAUCCUACUCAAAAACCUCCUAGUCGUCCUCCAAAACCUGAUAGUUUACCAUCUUAUGAAGAAGUAGCUGGUCCUGAAGCUGCUACAAAAGAUUAUCCUCGAGAAAAAUCAUCUUCAUCAUCUUCAAAUGCAAGCUCUUCUGGUUCAAGAAGUCAUAGACAUCAUAGUUCAGAAAGAAGUAAACCAUCUUCUGGUUCAAGACAUCAUAGUGGACAUAGAUCUUCAAGAAAUAGAUCACCAUCUAAAAAGAAACCAGCAGAACCUGUUAAAGCAAAGAAUUUGGAUACUAUUGAUAAAUUGGAUGUAACGGCAUUCUUUGGAGGAGGUUUCCAUCAUGAUGGACCAUUUGAUGCUUGUACACCUCAUCGAAAUAAAAAUUCAAAAGUUGCUCCAGUGGCUGCAUUCCCUAUUGAUGGACCAAAUAAUUCUAUUAAAGGAUUAGCUGGUAAUAUUGAUAAGAAUGAACAAAUGAAUUUAGCUUUUGGAACUUACGAAGAAGAUCAAAAUGAAAUUGUUGGAAGAAGAGGUCCUGCUGGUACAGAAUAUAUAUCACCUGGUAAUAGUAAUGUUGCUCGUAACGGUAGUCAUAAUAGCAAUAGUAAUAUCAAUAUUAAUCCUAUUAAUAAUAAUACAGAUAUGGCUAUACCUAGUUUUAAAAUUAAUUCUGGUUCAACUAUUUAUACAAAUCCAUCAGUGGUUGAUUUUAAUGCUAAUAUUAAAGCAGAACCAAUUCAUGGAGAAAUUUCUCAAGGUCUUGGAUCAACUACUUUCUUGGAUGGAGCUCCAGCUUCAAGAGCAGCUGAAACUCAAGAAUAUUAUGCUAGCGUUAAUGGUAUUGGUAGAAAGAAAUCAAUUGUACAAAGAUUAAGAAAAAAUAGUGCUACAAGUGAAAAUAGUUCUCGAAGAAAUUCGAAUGAUUCUACAGAUAUUACUAGAAAGGGAUCAUUUAAUCAGAAUACUAACACCAAGAGCUUAAGUACAGACGAAUUAAAACCUUCGUCAACAUCAGGAAGUGGUAAUGGAGCUUCUUCCUUGAUUAGAAGAGUUAAAAGUUUAAAAGUUAGACGUUAA
This is a messenger RNA of Scheffersomyces amazonensis, 1584 nucleotides long. RefSeq lists its product as uncharacterized. Gene Ontology annotation, cellular component: cytoplasm. The record is from RefSeq and is a predicted model, not a curated record. NCBI's taxonomy places the organism in Eukaryota, Fungi, Ascomycota, Pichiomycetes, Serinales, Debaryomycetaceae. The transcript is spliced from 2 exons. Bases 1 to 1584 code for a protein of 527 amino acids.